UUUGAGACGAAGUAACAACGAGUUCUUAUGUGAUCUAUCCACGGCGCCCCCUUGGAACCCACUGACCAUUCCACUUUUGUCGAUAAUCAACCAGGCGAGACAAGUUUGUUCGUUCUGGAUCGACUCACUAACGGCCUCUGUGUCUUACCCGCGGUGUUCGUUCUGCUCGUCGUAUCACCAAAUUCUGCUAUUUUCGUCGUUGCUUAACUCCAUCACCCGUCACUUACCGACAUUUGCGGCUAUUUUUUGCACAUGUCACUCAAGAAAUUCAUACACCGAAUGGUGCAGAAACUCGAGAAUGAGCCAUCUGUUGACGAUUUACCGAAAAAUCCUCCGUCACCAAAAAGUCGCUUGGCUGUGCUGAAACGAACGAAGAAACCAACUCAAACAUCGGACCCUUUCCGGUUUCAAGGAAAUGGCGUCACAUACAAGGGUAAAUUAAUUGGUGAACGAGAUGUGGAUAGCGCUCGAGGAGACGCAAUGUGUGCUGAAGCUAUGCGAGCAGCUAAAGCUGCUGUAAAAGCUGCAGGGGCACACAAGACUCGGAUCAUACUUCAGAUAAACAUUGAUGGAAUCAAGAUAGUCGACGAGAAGAGCAAUGCUGUUCUGCACAAUUUUCCGGUUUCGAGGGUAUCCUUCAUAGCUCGUGAUACUACAGAUGCUAGAGCUUUCGGAAUUGUAUUUGGACAACCAGACAAUAAGUAUAAGUUUUAUGGUAUCAAGACUGCACAAACUGCUGAUCAAGCGGUUCUUGCCAUCCGAGACAUGUUCCAGGUUGUGUUCGAGAUGAAGAAGAAGCACAUUGAACAAGUGAAACAACAGCAAGAGGAGAGGAAAACGAAAAAUGAAAGCACACCAACGGAUGGAGUUGCUGUGGCCGAUUUGUUAGAUUUGGAAACGGAAGUACAGCAAAUAGAGCAAGGUCUCCAACAGUUGGAACAGAUUCCCACUGGAACAGAUGCAUUUGGUGCAACACCAUUCGCUGAUCCAUUCCAAGAUAGCUUCGUUGCUAGUCCUCCAUCGAUGAAUGGUUCAGCGCAGCAAGUUCAGCCACCGUUCCAGCCGCAGUUCGCACCGCAAGUUCAAAAUGGGGUUUGGCCACAACAGCCAGCUGUGGCAGCACAAGCACCUCAAAUUCCACUUCAGAUGCCUGUACCACCAGCGAAUCCGCCUUUUGUUGACGCUUGGGGAACCGCUCCUCAAAUGGCGCACACGCACAGCACACCAGCCUUCAUUCCAGCUGGUUUCUCACAAACCAAUCCGUUCGUCUCUGCUGUCGCUGCCCCUCAAGUGCAGCAUGUUCGAGAUCCGUUUGAUACACGCAACGUUUUGCAAGUGCCACAAGUAAUGCCGGUAGCACGUACGGUCGAUUGGGGAACGAAAGAAAACGCAGCGCCGCAAAUGCAACAUGCAAACUCGUUUACGAAUGCCACUUGCUUUGGAGAUAACAACUCGCAACAGAAAUGGGAGGAGCCACGUAAAGUUACAUCGCUUGAAGAGGCUUUCACAAAACUUGUUGAUAUGAACGCUCUCGUCGCACGGCCGGCUAACGACACGAAGAAAAACCCGUUUGAUCACAUUUUGAAUCCACCGAAGGCAUCUUUGAAUGCUCUUGGAUCAGUACCGAUGCGUCCAGCCCCGGCAGUUAUGGCUAACCAUGCGGACCCAUUUGGCGAUGAAUUCUUCCGUUAAAUUUUCCCUGAUCGUGGCUUCUCGACUCCUCCUGUCAUCCUCUCGCUUUCUCAACAUCGAGGCUUCUUCCCGCCAUGGAAGUCGUACGCUUGAACCAUCUCUCUCUUCUUUUCGCCCGUUCCGGUGCUGCACCUUUUUCCAUUUUUUGUUUUCUUUUUUCCUUUCGAUGUGCUCUUUCAAGAUUACCUUUCACGCAUAUCUGCAUGUUCACCAAUGUUUACGAUGUUUCGUAACCAACUCGGAGAAGUUUAUUCUCCCACAACUACGAUCCUGCAUUUAUUUCUAGGAUCUACAUUAUACACUCUAGUAGUAAUGUUCACAACAGAGUAAUAAUCUUCUUUUACUCUUAAGUCCAUUUAUUAAUUAUAAUAUCAGUUUUAAAAACAGCUGAUCACUAGUUGUGUGCAUAAUGUGAUCUGUGUCUCGGACUUCGAGUACCUGUGAUACCGUGGUCUUACGACUGCUUAGUUGGGCCUGUUUUCUUCUCACUGCUCCUUUCUACCACCUGUACUGACGAACCCCAGCUGCCAUACCAUCAGUGCAGCGGAACGUCUUGCAGCACGUGCUGUUCAUGGCCUCGAUCAUUUCAGAUUCAAUUCUCUGAAUCGCUCAUUGCUACACGGACCCCUCUGAUUAGUCUUUAUCGGAUCUUGCUAACUAGAAAUUUGGUGUAUAAGCGUUCUAAUCGCUUUUUUUGCAGCGAAUGUAUGUUUCAACAUGUACGUUUGCCACUUUGUUCAUAUUUGUACAUGAAGGUUUUAUUCUU
This is a messenger RNA of Cylicocyclus nassatus, 2458 nucleotides long. NCBI's taxonomy places the organism in Eukaryota, Metazoa, Nematoda, Chromadorea, Rhabditida, Strongylidae. The record is from the annotation of a GenBank genome assembly.